Messenger RNA from Gigantopelta aegis, 1556 nucleotides. RefSeq names its product ubiquinone biosynthesis O-methyltransferase, mitochondrial-like. NCBI's taxonomy places the organism in Eukaryota, Metazoa, Mollusca, Gastropoda, Neomphalida, Peltospiridae. The record is from RefSeq and is a predicted model, not a curated record. The transcript has 6 exons. Gene Ontology annotation, biological process: ubiquinone biosynthetic process. The coding region runs from base 36 to 1016 and encodes 326 amino acids. Gene Ontology annotation, molecular function: 2-methoxy-6-polyprenyl-1,4-benzoquinol methyltransferase activity.
UUCCGGUAGAUGAAAUUGAACUUUCACUUUGUUGGAUGUGUGAAAAAAUGCAACCAAGGUCGAUGGUCCGACGAUAUCUUCUGGUUUUACCAGUUCUGCGUUCUCAAGUUCACUGUAUUCAUAAUGAAUUUAAACAAAGAUCUAAAAAACUGGUAUGUGAUGAGAAGAAAUUGACCAGGACAACAGAGAUAUCAAAACAGAAAUUAUUAACUCCAAGAGUGCCAGGGAUCAGUUUAGAUGGAAGGCCGUAUUCCAAGUCAACAAUUGACGAAGAAGAAAUUAGACGGUUCUCGGCUCUUGCCGACCUUUGGUGGGAUGAAAGUGGAGAGUUUGAGGCAUUACACACGAUGAACGAAUUGCGCAUUCCACUCAUUAGAGAUGGACUGACACAGCAGAAGUUCUCUAGAGGUGACCAGGUGGAUGACGACAGAUACCUGCUGGAGGGUUUCAGGAUCCUGGAUGUCGGAUGUGGAGGGGGGAUCCUUAGUGAGCCUCUAGCAAGACUAGGUGCUGAGGUAACUGGUCUUGAAGCCUGUGAGGAAACGAUUAAAAUAGCUCAGAAUCAUUUACUGCAGAACAGUGACUUAGCUAGCAAGGUGACCUAUGUGAAGUCUACUGUCGAGGAGAUGGCAGAACAAGGUGAAGGACAUUUUGAUUCGGUGGUUGCAUCUGAAGUUGUUGAACAUGUCGCUGAUGUCUCAACAUUUAUCCAUGCUUGCAGUAAAUUAAUAAAGCCAGGUGGGUCCAUGUUUCUGACAACACUCAACAAGACAUACCUGUCAUAUGCUCUUGGAAUUGUUUUUGCUGAGAGAAUAUUAAACUUAGUUCCAGCUGGAACCCAUGAUUGGAACAAGUUCCUCCAACCCCAAGAUCUACAAUAUAUUCUUAACAAAAAUGGAUUUUCCACUCGCCUGCUGCAUGGAAUGUGCUACAACUUCUUAACCAAAAGAUGGUCGUGGACAAAAGACACUAGUAUAAAUUAUUCUCUUCAUGCUGUGUACUCGCCAGACAGCUGAAAUGUUUUUAUACAUGAAAGUUCUCUCUCUUUUUUUUUUUCAAUUUUACAUGGUGACAUUACUUAACAAUAGCAGUCAAUAAAUUCAAGAUUUCUAUCUAAGUAUAGUCUUACAUUUUUUGUUUCUGCAUUCUGACACUGCAUAAAAAUAGCAAUAACAGUUGACAUGUUCCAACAUUUCUAUGCUUGUAAAUUUGCAUGACAAUAGCAGUAAUAAUCAAGAAAUUAUUUUUUGUAUGCUGAGAUUAUAUGACAAUUGCAAUGACAGUCGAUAAAUUCAACAUUUCUGUUUGUGUAAAUUCUCACAUUUCUGGGUUUUGCAUAGUGACAUUACACGGUAAUGGCAAUAACAGUCGAUAAAUUCAACAUUUCUGUUUGUGUAAAUUCUUACAUUUUUUGCUUAUGUAUUGUGAGAUAAUAUGGAAAUUACAAUGACAGUCAAUAAAUUCAACAUUUCUAUGUAUGUAAAUUCUCGUAUGUUGAGGUUUUGCAUUGUGUCAGUAGCCAUGAAUAAAUUCAACAUUUUUAUUGUAAAAAAAAA